This is a messenger RNA of Symbiodinium pilosum, 714 nucleotides long. NCBI's taxonomy places the organism in Eukaryota, Dinophyceae, Suessiales, Symbiodiniaceae. The record is from the annotation of a GenBank genome assembly.
GUCCAGCUACAGGGCCAGAAGAACGCUUGGCAGCUGCAGAGCCUUUGCAUUGGCACCUGGUGUUCAGACAAGCUGGCAUGCGACUCUGUAGACGAUCCGCAUCAGGCCAUUGGCAACUACACUGCCAGUAAAGGGAAACUGAUGGGUUUCUUCCGCGAUCCCGAUCAGCGGAUUCUUUCUGGCUAUCACCGCCUCGUGAACACCUUCACUGAGGGCUGCUUCAACUGGAACGAGGCGCCCGACUGUGCUUCAGGUGUCCAAUCAUGGAUGGCCAUCCAGCGUGGGCCGCGGCAGCCCAUUCUGGAGUUUGCAGACCUGUGGAAAGGUGGCAUGACAUUCCAGCUCACAGCAGCAACUGGGUCUCCUCUUGACGUCAUUCGGCCGAGGGUGACCCUGGAUGAUGCCAGGGAAGCUGCUCGCCGAGUAAAAGAAGGUUUCGCUUUCGUGGGAAUCACUGAGGAAUGGGACUUGUCUAUCUGUCUCUUCCACAAAAUGUUUGGGGGCCGCUGCCAGGCGAUUGAGUUCGAAGACACUCGGCCAUCCUUUUCCGGCAAGACAUCUGACACAGAAUACAACACCUCGGAGCUAAUGGGCUUUCACGAUGACAUUGAUGCGGUUGUGUAUGAUGCAGCGCUUCAAGUUUUCAAAGCACAUCUCAUUGCCUACAACGUCACGUAUGAGUCGUGUCGUUCGAGCUGUGUUCCCACGUACUGA